Messenger RNA from Enhydra lutris kenyoni (northern sea otter), 2686 nucleotides. Its product is annotated as carnitine palmitoyltransferase 1B. Bases 114 to 2432 code for a protein of 772 amino acids. Gene Ontology annotation, biological process: fatty acid metabolic process; carnitine metabolic process. Gene Ontology annotation, molecular function: carnitine O-palmitoyltransferase activity. Lineage: Eukaryota; Metazoa; Chordata; Mammalia; Carnivora; Mustelidae. The transcript has 18 exons. The record is from RefSeq and is a predicted model, not a curated record. Gene Ontology annotation, cellular component: mitochondrion.
CAGCCGGGUCUCGGGGGCCCUCGAGGCAGAGCGCGGCCGGAGGCGGGGCCAGCCGAAGUCCGCCCGCGCACCCUCCUGCCCUGCCCCCUCCCAGGUGAAGGCCAACCUCCGGGAUGGCGGAAGCGCACCAGGCCGUGGCCUUCCAGUUCACGGUGACCCCAGAUGGGGUCGACUUCCGGCUCAGUCGGGAGGCCCUAAAACACAUCUACCUGUCCGGGAUCAACUCCUGGAAGAAACGCCUGAUUCGCAUCAAGAAUGGCAUCCUUAGGGGUGUGUACCCUGGCAGCCCCACCAGCUGGCUGGUUGUCGUCAUGGCAACAGUGGGUUCUUCCUACUGCAAGGUGGACAUCUCCAUGGGGCUGGUCUGCUAUAUCCAGAGGUGCCUCCCUGAGGGAUGUGGCCCCUACCAGACCCCACAGACCCGGGCACUUCUCAGCAUGGUCGUCUUCUCAACGGGCGUCUGGAUGACAGGCAUCUUCUUCUUCCGCCAAACCCUGAAACUGCUUCUUUCCUACCAUGGCUGGAUGUUCGAGAUGCAUGGCCAGACCAGCCACUUCACCAAAGUCUGGGCUAUCUGUGUCCGCCUUCUGUCCAGCCGGCGGCCCAUGCUCUACAGCUUCCAGACAUCCCUGCCCAAGCUUCCCGUGCCCUGCGUGCCAGCCACAAUUCAGCGGUACCUGGAAUCUGUGCGGCCCUUGCUGGAUGAUGCGGAAUACUACCGAAUGGAGACGCUGGCCAAGGACUUCCAGGAGAAGACUGCCCCCAGGCUGCAGAAGUACCUGGUCCUCAAGUCAUGGUGGGCAACGAACUAUGUGAGUGACUGGUGGGAAGAGUAUGUGUACCUGAGGAGCAGGGCGCCCCUUGUGGUGAACAGCAACUACUACGUCAUGGACUUCGUGCUCAUCCAGAAUACAAACAUACAGGCAGCUCGCCUGGGAAACAUCGUCCAUGCUAUGAUCCUGUAUCGCCGUAAACUGGACCGGGAAGAGAUCAAGCCUGUGAUGGCGCAGGGCAUUGUACCCAUGUGCUCCUACCAGAUGGAGAGGAUGUUCAACACUACUCGGAUCCCGGGCAAGGAGUCAGACCUGCUGCAGCACCUCUCGGACAGCAGGCACGUGGCUGUCUACCACAAGGGCCGCUUCUUCAAGGUGUGGCUCUACGAGGGCUCCCAGCUGCUCAAGCCUUGCGACCUAGAGAUGCAGUUCCAGAAGAUCCUGGAUGACCCCUCCCCACCUCAGCCUGGGGAGGAAAAGCUGGCAGCCCUCACUGCAGGGGGAAGAACGGAGUGGGCACAGGCACGCCAGGCCUUCUUCAGCUCUGGCAAGAACAAGGCCGCUUUGGAUGCUAUCGAGCGUGCUGCUUUCUUCGUGGCCCUGGAUGAGGAGUCUCCCCACUAUGACCCCGAAGACGAGGCCAGCCUCAGCCUCUAUGGCAAGGCCCUGCUACAUGGCAACUGCUACAACAGGUGGUUUGACAAGUCUUUCACUAUCAUCGCCUUCAAGAACGGCCAGCUGGGCCUCAACACGGAACACGCGUGGGCAGACGCACCUAUCAUAGGGCAUCUCUGGGAGUUUGUCCUGGGCACUGACACCUUCCACCUGGGCUACACGGAGACCGGGCACUGCCUGGGCAAGCCAAAUCCCAUGCUUAUGGCUCCCCAGCGGCUGCAUUGGGACAUUCCUGAGCAGUGCCGGGCCAUCAUCGAGAGCUCCUACCAGGUGGCCAAGGCACUGGCAGACGACGUGGAGCUGUACUGCUUCCAGUUCCUGCCGUUUGGCAAAGGCCUCAUCAAGAAGUGUCGUACCAGCCCGGACGCCUUCGUGCAGAUUGCCCUGCAGCUGGCCCACUUCCGGGACAGGGGCAAGUUCUGCCUAACCUAUGAAGCCUCCAUGACCAGGAUGUUCCGGGAGGGACGGACCGAGACCGUGCGUUCCUGUACCAGCGAGUCCACGGCCUUUGUUCAGGCCAUGGUGGAGGGGUCCCACAUGGUGACAGACCUCCAAGAUCUCUUCCGGAAGGCUUCAAAGAAACACCAGAACAUGUACCGCCUGGCCAUGACAGGGUGUGGGAUAGAUAGGCACCUCUUCUGCCUUUACCUGGUCUCCAAGUACCUGGGGGUCAGCUCCCCUUUCCUGGCUGAGGUGCUCUCAGAACCCUGGCGCCUCUCCACCAGCCAGACUGCUCAAUUCCAGAUCCGUAUGUUUGACCCGGACAAGUACCCCAAACACCUGGGUGCCGGUGGUGGCUUUGGCCCUGUGGCAGAUGACGGCUAUGGGGUUUCCUACAUGAUUGCGGGCGAGAACACCAUCUUUUUCCACAUCUCCAGCAAGUUCUCAAGCUCAGAGACAAAUGCCCAGCGCUUUGGGAACCACAUCCGCCAAGCUCUGCUGGACAUCGCUGAUCUUUUCCAAGUUCUCCAGGCUGACAGCUGAGGGCUGGAGAAAUGCCAGCUGCCCUUUCAUCCCCACACUGUGGAAGAAGGGGCCUGUGGUCGGCUCACAGGCGUAAGGGGUGGCCAUGCACAGGUGUCCAGCCUCCAAAGACAGCUCUGGCAGCAGGCACUCCCAAAACAGACACUGCUCCCUGAGGGCCCAGGUGGUAGAAGUGGGGUUGGAGCAGGGAGGGAAUUUUGACUUUUUUUUCUUGCUAGACACUAAUAAAGAUAAGCCUCUGUAAUUCUCUCUUA